This is a messenger RNA of Soboliphyme baturini, 534 nucleotides long. NCBI's taxonomy places the organism in Eukaryota, Metazoa, Nematoda, Enoplea, Dioctophymatida, Soboliphymatidae. The record is from the annotation of a GenBank genome assembly.
AUGCUGCCACAUCGAGGAGUAGAGGCGCAGGAAACAGGACUCGUUGAUAAUGGGUCGCCACGAGUGGACAUUGGACGCGUCGCCGCUUUUGAACACCAGAAAGCAUCGGUUCUGCCUCCAUUGCCUACGGAGCGACUGCAGCUGGAUGCAGUGUUGGUAGAGGCGGGUUCAGUCUGCAUGGAGCGUCACUGGAGUACGCCGGGGGAGAACGUGAGGUGGAAUAGCGCCGUCGGUAUUCGGCUUAUAUGUCCGGAGGGGGUAUGGGGCAUAGCGGCCUGUUCUUCGCCUAAUAGAAAGCCGAAGGAUCUCGUUCGUGAGAUCCUCGGUGUCAAUGUUGAGGCCAACCACGUUGAGGGGGUCUUCGAGAGGGUAGAGAAAUUGGCUGUGAAGGUCGGUAAGGGAGGUGGACCGGGCAGCAGAAUGUUCGGUCGCCGGCGAUCUCCAGUCAUUGAUGAGGUUGUACAACUGAGCCCACAGCUCCGACGCUCACCCUACGUGAAACGACAGAUGGGCCUUGGUGAGAUGAUGCUCUAG